ACUAACGGAAAACCCAGUAUCAGAACAAGCGAGGACACAUCUACGAGCCAGAUCUCAAACCCGUCGCCCUUGAUGAAUAUUCUAAUUCCAACAGAGCACGAGCUCUUUUUGCACCAAUCCACGGGGGAGAGGGAAUCAGCCAAUAACAUUUUGAUUGAAGACGAACGCCCUCGAUAAAAAUGAACCGGUGAGGCACGUGGGUAGGUUCAGUCGUUGGGCCAUUUUUGUUCUUGCUUGGGGUUAGAAUGUUUCAGUUAAGAUUAUUUCUGCUGGUUCUGCCCCUUGCCGGAUUUCUAAACUGUCCGUUUUGCUCUUGGAAUGUGCUACCGCAUGAGGGGACACUUAAGUAUUAUAAGAAGUUGUAGUUUGUAAAUGGCGUGCAUUACAAAGAAAACGCACCACGAAUUUUUAGAAAACUUUUUCCGGAAGGUGGAAAAGCAAUAGUUAAACCCCAUCAUCUCUAAAGCAGUUUUAAGAAAAAUACAUUUAAUAAAGUUGCCAUUCAAGUAAUUGUUUCAAAUAACUACCCUGAGACUGGGAUCAUGGAAUGUAGAAAAUGCAGAGUGGAAAAAGAUGCAGAUACAUCACCCAUCCUGAAAGUAUCACAAGAGGCAACAUGUUUCCAAAAAUAUGAGGUUGAUAAUACCAGUAGUAAUCUUCAAAUGGGAGCUGAGUAUUCCAUUUCAAGCCAGUCGUGUUACUUAAGUGCCUCACUUUUAAACUUAUCAAAAGAAAACCUAAUUUCAUCAGGCAAAGAAGAAUGUAUGUAUAUCCAAAAACAGCAACAAAAUACUUCAAAUGCAGUAGAAACUACAAAUGAAAGAAAUAUUAAUACAGAUUUCUGCUAUUUUAAGAAUAAAAGUGCAAACAAAUGCAAUUAUUUUGAUGAUAACCCUCAGUCAGAAUAUCAUAGUGUUGAACAGGAUUAUGUUGAUAGUGUCUGUUCAUAUAGGCAGAAAACAGAUAAUUCAGAAAUUUUUCAAGUAAAGAAAAUGAUAAAUGAAAAGAAUGUUACAGAUCAUCAACAGCCAUUUUCCACAUCAGGUUGUGAACAACAUUACAAUGGCAAUGAAAUAUCAAUAUUCCCCCAGAUGUUUCAAGAUGUCAAUUAUACAGAAAACCAGCAUAUAACCUUAGGUGAAAAAAGAAAUGAGAGUCUUAGCAUGUUUUAUAGUAUUGUUGAAGAUUCAACUCAUAUUAAGGUUAAUAAAAAAAAGAAUAAUUCAAAAUUAUUUUUAGCUAACAAAGCUGAGAUAGAAGAAAAGAUUAAAGUAAAAUUUCUUAGUGAUACCACACUGAAAUCUGUUACUGCUACUACUAAAGAAAUACUUAAAACAAAUGAUUAUCUAAACAAAACUGGAAAUCCAAACAUAUACCAGGAGACAACGUUACUACCUUUUUCUCAGGUUUCUCAUAAUGCAGAAGAUUCAAAUAUAUGUGCCCACAAACCAUCAGUUAUCGUUAAUAGUGAUAUAAAGAACUCUAUCUACAGUUCCUGUGAACAUCAUGGAAAUUACAUUGAUAAUUUUUCUAGUACAGAAUUGAAAUGCAUCACAAAUACAUAUCACGAAUCUUGUAACAAUCUUAAAAGUGCAAUUAACCAAGCUAUUGAUGCAACUGCUGACUUUAGAGCUAAUUUUACAACAAGUCGUGCUAUUAAUGUUAAAAGUUCAAUGGCAUCUAAGGCACAAAACACUGUGAUAACAAUGAUGAGUAAAUGUAGGCCCAGGGAAUGGUUGGCUCCAGAAAUAAUGCCUGUAAUGGCUGACUAUAGAAGUGUUGCCUGCAAUACAGACUGGUCAUGUAUCUCUGGCAAUGUGGAGAUGAUUGACUCACAAGUAGCAAUAUCUGAUACGUUGGAAGAUUGUAUUACUAAUGGUGCUACAAAACAUGGAUGGAAAUCGAAAUCUGAGGAUCCUUUGGAAUGGAGUAAUAUCACUAGCAAAGAUUUGAAUGAAAUUCCAUACAGGAUGAUGCAACUAUCAAAAGAAAGAAAUUGUUUGCCAAACUGUUGUAAAGAAACAUUACAGAGAGCCAUCAAAGCUGAAAUGCAGAUUUUAAAACUUCGUUAUCAGAUGUUUUAUCAGCACUGCUGGCAGAGUUGCAGAAUUUUUAUGAAAGAAAAGGAAAAUAUAAGCAGUUCACCACUUGGAACCAGUAAAUCGGUGUCAGAAAUGUUAUUGUCACAAGAUAAUGAAGUACCUUUCCUGCACUUAAUUACAUCUCAAAAGAAUGAAAACAGUGAUUCUCAUCAGUGCCUUUCCAAGAUGGAGGAGAGAGAAAAUAGUCUUGAAGAGAAAAAUUCACGUGUUCAGUCCUUCAUUCAGUGCAGUGGCCAGGAACAGCAGAGAUCCAGUGAGAAAGGUUCUUUAAAUACACAAGAAAUCAGCGAAGAGUGGUUUGAUGCUACAGAGAACCCAACAACACUUGAGUCAUCAGUUUUGUGCGCCGACCCUCUAGAGAGCUCUCCAACAGAAACACAGACAAUAGACGGGAGGAAACAUUUUUUGAAAAACAAUUAUUUUGUCCAUGUUGAUGGUCUGAGUCCUUCAGUAUCAGAAGUUGAUCUUUGGCUUCAUUUCCAGAAGUAUAACAUUUCUGAGGUUUUGGUUUGUGAGUAUUCUGAAAAUUACAGAUAUGCAUCUCUUAAUUUUAAAACAGCCUGCGAUGCGAAACUGGCUGUGAAAGAAAUGAAUGGGAGAGAAAUAAAAGGAAAAGCAAUGAAAGUUCAACUUAAAAGGACAAUUAAGGAAAAAGGAAUCCAAGACAAUCAAAACUGUAUGAAACAAAAGUGGGAAAAUCCAAGGCCACUUUCUAAACAUAGAAACAAAUAUCAGAAAAACUCUGAUCUGAUUUUGGAAGUUCCUGCUGUAAUCUCAGCUACAUUCAUACUGCCUCCAAAUGAUCCUUUCUCUUUAAAAACGUCUGAUGUCUCCAAAGAUGAUUUGAAGUCACCGUUGCCUGCUUUGCCAUUGGCAAAUGUUUUCAGACCUGCCUCUUCAGAAGUGCUCCUUUGUGUUUCAGGCUCUUCCAAAGUAUCCAAUUCUGACACUUUAUUUUCUAAAUCUUUACCAAAAGAAUCAUCCUUUGAAGUAGAUCAAGAGGAUACUGCAGACAGCCUCUUGCCAUUUAGCUCAGUACAGUAUACUCCAAAUCCAUCAUCUACUUUUUUACCUCCAAAUACAUUAAACUUAAGGAGUUUCCGCAAAGUAGUAAAGAAACUGGAAGAGUUAUAUCCAGAGAUUACUAGAGACAACAUUUUGGAUGCUUUAGUAGAGAUAAAAGAAAACAAGGGUCAGCUUAGCGGUUUGCCCUUAAGCACAAUUGUUCAAAUGACUUCAUCUCUCCUGAAUAAGAAAUUUGCUUCAAAAUCAGAAAAAAAGUAAUCUGAGAAAUAAACAAACACUUGUGGAUUUCCUGAUACAUCGUUACAGUUUACAGUCAUUUUACUUUAUCUGUAAUGAAGCCACAUUUGCAGAAUUGAAACAAUCACUUGAAGUGUAUUGAAAACGGUGAGCUUUCUACAGCAUUUGAAUUUAAAUAAGAAUAAAAUAUUAAUUAAUUUAUCAAUUGACUUGAUAAAAAAUACCUGUUUUCACUGUUUAUAUUGUAGUUUAUAAGAACUAGGAAUUGUAAGAAAUGACCUAAUCCUUGCUUCAAACUCAAAAUCCAUUCUUUUUUUUAAUCAUAUGUUGCUAACUACUGUAAAUAUUAAAAAUAAAUGAAUCUUGUGUGGUUAAAAUGUUUAAUUGCAAUCUAAAUAGUUCUAUUGUAGUAUGAUUUAUUAACUGAAUUAAUUCAAUUCUUACUGAAGUGAUGAAUCCCAUUUCUUUAAAAAAUGUAUUCAUAUGAAAUAAAGAUUUUCAACAAGUAUAUGAUUUUUUUCCUAACUCAUUGAAUAAAACCAGUCAAAAUGUAGCACAUUUAAACGUAUGUUUCAUAGAAGAUGUAUUCAAUGUAUUUUAGAUUUUAAGUUCACAAGUUUAAAAAUUCAUUUUGACAAGAUCAUUUCCAGCUGCUGUUUUUAAGAUAGAUCUGUAAUAGGGCCUUAUUCAACUGGG
Messenger RNA from Crotalus tigris (Tiger rattlesnake), 4061 nucleotides. RefSeq names its product RNA binding motif protein 44 (gene RBM44). The coding region runs from base 543 to 3386 and encodes 947 amino acids. The transcript has 14 exons. The record is from RefSeq and is a predicted model, not a curated record. NCBI's taxonomy places the organism in Eukaryota, Metazoa, Chordata, Lepidosauria, Squamata, Viperidae. Gene Ontology annotation, molecular function: RNA binding.